Messenger RNA from Aphanomyces astaci, 381 nucleotides. RefSeq lists its product as hypothetical. NCBI's taxonomy places the organism in Eukaryota, Oomycota, Saprolegniomycetes, Saprolegniales, Verrucalvaceae. The record is from RefSeq and is a predicted model, not a curated record. The transcript has 3 exons. Bases 1 to 381 code for a protein of 126 amino acids.
AUGGCAGCAGCGCGACUGCGGCAGCUCAUGGUGUUGAGCCGAGACGUGGCCAAGAGCACGAGGUUCUACCAAGACGGUCUGGGCCUGCAACUCAUCCGGCAGUCGGGUUCAUUCAGUGAGUUCGACAUGCAGGCGGGAGUGACGCUCAGCAUCAAGCAAGCGCACGGGGAGGCUGCAUGCAGUGCCGGGUACUCUCCGUUCCUCAACUUUGACGUGCAAGACAUGAUGGAGACGAUCCCGAGACUCAUUAGCCUUGGAGCGGCAAUGGACGGCCCGAUCAAAUACCCCGCGUUCGGCAAAGUGGCAGCCGUGCGAUCGCCUGAUGGAACGAUGAUUGGACUGUACGAAUCCAACACGAUGGACUCGGCCACGUCAGCAUAA